Aspergillus saccharolyticus JOP 1030-1 is the source of this 1602-nucleotide messenger RNA. Its product is annotated as CCDC90 family protein. Gene Ontology annotation, cellular component: mitochondrion. Lineage: Eukaryota; Fungi; Ascomycota; Eurotiomycetes; Eurotiales; Aspergillaceae. The coding region runs from base 59 to 1438 and encodes 459 amino acids. The record is from RefSeq and is a predicted model, not a curated record. The transcript has 2 exons.
GCUUGUGGUGCUUUUUGACCUCUUCCCCCGUGCCAUUCCAGUCUUCCGUUCUCCCACCAUGGCUACCCCGAGGCUGCCUUUUCUCUAUCCGAACCUGAUGCGAGCGGUGAGGUCAUGCGAACCUACGACUUACCGCUCCAUUCGUGCUCCAUACUCCCGCAACCAGCAAGCCCCCUUUCACACCGGUCAAAGAUACGCCCCGGAAACCUACCAUCGACGAUACGGACCUGCGGCAGAAGCCAACCUACCUCCGCCCUCCAAGCCGAAAGAUGGGUCCUCCGAGAAACAGGCCCCCGAAUCCCCUUCAGAACAGGAGACCAAUGUGUCCAACGCUGCCCCGCAAGAACAGUCAUCGCCCAAGGAGGACAAGGCCAAAUCUACAGAAGCCACCUCUCCCCAUUCCAAGGACAAGGCCGCACAAUCAGCCCAGUCAAGCGAAAGCAGUGUGAACACAGAGAAGGCAGAGCUGGACACCAGGUCCAAGCCCAAGACAGACACCGAGCCCACGACCUCCGACCUCCAAGACACCGCGGCCUCUACCAAAGAGGCAGUUCCGAUACCCUCCACCAACAACCAUAACAACGAGCAUCCUCCAUCUUCCUCCGAAGAAUCUCAAUUCAACCCUCACAUCUUCAAGCAGAACCCACUUGAAGGCGUCCUCCACAUGCCAUCCCCGUCAUCCUACCUGACAACGGGAGGGGGCACAGACCCCACGAGCAACCCCCCGAACCUAUCCCCGGCCCCCUACGUGCACUACUUUGACACCUACUCGCUUGUGCGGGACCUCUCGAAAAGCGGCUUCUCCGACGAGCAAUCCAUCACGAUCAUGAAGGCCGUCCGCAGCAUCCUCCAGAGCAACCUGGAUCUCGCCCGGCAGAGCCUUACAUCCAAGUCGGACGUCGAGAACGAAUCCUACCUCUUUCGGGCGGCGUGCUCGGAGCUGCAGUCCUCACUGCAGAUGGCUCGGACCUCCGAGAUGCAACGGCAGCGCGCGUCCCGGACCCAGUUGCAGCAUGAAGCGGACAUCCUUUCCCAGCGACUGAACCAAGAGCUGGCUGGUCUGAAGGACGAUAUCAAGGGCAUGUUCAACGAUCACAAGAUGUCGACUCGCGAGCAGCAGCGCAACAUAGAUACCUCGGUGCAGGAGCUCAACUAUAAGAUCACCGUGUCGUUGAAUAGUGAUGGCAAAAGCGAGAUUGAGGGUCUAAGGUGGAUCUUAACAAGAAGAGCAGCGAUGGCCAUUGCCAUCAGUGCUUUCAUGAUCAUUCUCUUCCUCAAGUACUACUCCAUUCGCAAGGGGGAGGACAAGGGCAAGAAAAAUGCUGAGAAGCCUGCCAACAAAGCCAAGGAAAGCCGGGUCAUCACCCCGGAUCCUAUCCGUCCACCGAAGUCGACACCUCCUCCGACUAUGAUCCAUCUCGGCGAAUCUCUGGGUUAGAGUGGAUAGCACAAGCUGCUGGAAUUGAGUCACCAACGAUCCCCUUGUCUCUCGUAUCAUGCCCUAUCUCCCUUAUAUAACCAUCUCUUCCCGAUUCAUAGACUUUUACCGCGGGUUAGAGGGCACAGUUGACUGUUCCCAUCUUCAUAGAUUUUUUCUCUGUU